Molecule: messenger RNA, 1059 nt
Organism: Ilyonectria robusta
Lineage: Eukaryota; Fungi; Ascomycota; Sordariomycetes; Hypocreales; Nectriaceae
Exons: 2
Coding region: 1-1059 (352 amino acids)
Source: RefSeq, a predicted model, not a curated record
AUGUCAGGCACCAAGAAGACGGUACUGGUAAUUGGUGGGACAGGAGCGCAAGGUGUUGCGGUGAUCGAUGCCCUUUCUGAAGAUUCCCGAUACGAAAUCCGCGUUCUCACCCGUUCCGCGGCAUCCCCGGCCGCUAUCGAGCUCGCUGCCCUUCCGGGCGUGACUCUCGUGGAAGGGAACCCCUACGAUGAGGCCACACUGCAGCUGGCCUUCGACGGCAUCGACCUCGCCUGGGUCAAUACUAACGGCUUCGCCAUUGGCGAAAAGAGCGAGAUCUACUGGGGCAUACGUAUGUAUGAGAUUGCGCGUAGCCGCGGCGUAGCGCACUUUCAGUGGGCAUCACUGGCGUAUGCGUCGAAGCUGGGCGGCUUCGAUCCCAAAUACCGCACUGGGCAUAUGGACGGCAAGGCCAAGGUCGCCGACUUCAUCAGCGCGCAGCCGACUAGCCCGAUGAAGUGGACGGUGUUGACGAGCUGCAUGUAUAUGGAGACGCUGACGGAAAUGCUGGCACCUCGGUCGAGCCCCGACGAUCCUGACCUGAUGGUGUUUGCGGCGCCCCUGGGGAACGGACGCCCGCCGCUGAUUCACCUUGCGGACCUUGGGCGAUACGCGCGGUGGGUGUUCGACAAUCCAGACCGCAGCAACGGGUUGAAUCUGAUGGUCGCGACGGAGAACGUGGGAUGGGAGUAUCUGGCCAAGACGUUUACAGAAGUGACGGGAAAGAAGGCCAUCUUCAAGGACAUUACGCUGAACCAACUAUUCGCAUCCGAUGUGUUUCCGUUUCCGGACGCGAAGGUUGGCCAUAGUGUGCUUGAUCAGGAUUCCACAUUGCAAACAUAUAGGCAGAACUUUUCCGGCUUCUGGAACACCUGGAGUGCGGACCUGAUAAAAGUGGACUACGCAGUACUGGACGAGAUCCUACCGACCAGGGUAAAAACAGUGGGUGAGUGGAUGAAAUUGGUAGGGUAUACAGGAGAGAGGCGUCCCGUGUUGAAGGAUUAUCGUGACCACGCCAAACGGCGUCAGGAAGGGUUUGAGGCUAUGAAGACGAGCGAUUAA